AUGCACCUCGGCAUAGAUCAGGCCGUGGGGGUGAAGCUGAGGUCCUGCACCUUUGUUGCGUGUGAUGUGUACCUCGGUGUGAUCAGGUCGAGGGGUCUAGGUCAAGGGGGUCAUGUCACAGAGGGCCUCGUGGUAAGUAGGUCGAGGGGUCUAGGUCAAGGGGGUCAUGUCACAGAGGGCCUCGUGUUCUUACUAUCAGCGACUACUGAGAAAGAGUUGUUGGCUGUAGUGUUUGCAUUCAAGAAGUUUCGUCCUUAUCUGAAGAAGGAUGCGAAACCAAGGUUACUGCGAUGGAUCCUCCUUCAGGAAUUCGAUAUUGAGGUCGAUGAAGACGUUCCCAUUGACAAUUUUCUACCUGAAGAGAAUGUCUACUCUACUGAAACUGGGUUCCACAGUGGUUUUGACAAAUAUUUGCUGGUUUUUCGAGUUGGAAAUGGCUGGUGUCCAGCGACACUACCAUCAGUGCUGGUCGACACUAACCCCGAGACACUGGUGUCGAUCAACACCAUCACUAGUGUCGCACGACACUCACCACAGCCAAACCCAGAAUUGUCGAAGGUUCAGGAUAGUGUUUCUGAGAUGAGUUCAGCUAUUGUGGCUGCUUCCAAUCGACCAUGGUAUGCCAAUAUUGCAAACUAUCUUGCUGCAGAAGACGAGCCUGAGAACUUCAAGGGAGUUGCUAAGAAGAGGUUCUUAAGGGAACUGAAAGAUGUAUUACAGAAUCAGAGGUUUCUGAAGUGCUGUUUCACUGUCAUGGGUCAGAAAGAGAGGAAGAUCAGUAAGCGACACGAGAUGCCACAAAACUUCAUCCUCGAGGUUGAAUUUUUUGAUUGCUGGGGCAUUGAUUUCAUAGGUCAUUUUCCCUCAUCUUAUGGGAAUAAGUACAUCCUGGUUUAUGUAGACUAUGUGUCUAAGUGGGUGGAAGCAAUUGCUAGUCUAACUAAUGAUGCUUUGGUGGUUCUCAAGAUGUUUAAGACCAUUAUCUUCCCUCGAUUUGGAGUGCCUCAAAUUGUUCUAAGUGAUCGUGGUUCUCACUUUAUUAACAAGGUCUUUGAGAAGCUACUAAGGAAGCAAGGUGUGCAUCAUAGAGUAGCCACUCCUUAUCAUCCUCAGACAAGUAGACAAGUUAAGGUUUCCAACAGGCAAAUCAAGGAGAUUCUAGAGAAGAUUGUGGGCAAGACUCGGAAGGAUUGGGCUGCAAGGAAACCAUUUUAUCUUCCAGUGGAGAUUAAGCACAAGGCAGCUUGGAUGAACGAACUAGAUGAGAUCAGAUACCACACCUAUGAGAGCUCGAAGCUGUACAAGGAGAGAACCAAGGCAUAUCAUGAUCAGAAGAUCCUCUCCAGAUACCCUAAGCCAAACGACCAAGUACUUCUGUAUAACUCUCGUCCUUUUACCAUCAAGAAGGUCAGACCAUAUGGUGCUAUCGUCUUGUUCUGCUCAGACGGCAAGGAAUUCACAAUGAAUGGACAAAGGGUGAAACACUACUAA
Eutrema salsugineum is the source of this 1491-nucleotide messenger RNA. RefSeq lists its product as uncharacterized. The transcript is spliced from 9 exons. Gene Ontology annotation, biological process: DNA integration. Gene Ontology annotation, molecular function: nucleic acid binding. The coding region runs from base 1 to 1491 and encodes 496 amino acids. NCBI's taxonomy places the organism in Eukaryota, Viridiplantae, Streptophyta, Magnoliopsida, Brassicales, Brassicaceae. The record is from RefSeq and is a predicted model, not a curated record.